Tarenaya hassleriana is the source of this 1229-nucleotide messenger RNA. RefSeq names its product putative methyltransferase DDB_G0268948. The record is from RefSeq and is a predicted model, not a curated record. Lineage: Eukaryota; Viridiplantae; Streptophyta; Magnoliopsida; Brassicales; Cleomaceae. Gene Ontology annotation, molecular function: S-adenosylmethionine-dependent methyltransferase activity. The transcript has 2 exons. The coding region runs from base 83 to 1087 and encodes 334 amino acids.
AUUUUAGCUGCACAACAACAAUUUAUACAAAGGCCAAUAGAUCAAAUAAACAAACAAACAAAAAAACCGAGGAGGGCAAGGUAUGUCGAAUUUAGCAACUUUGUCGGCCGAGCAAGCCUCGGCAUACAAAGAGUCUCGGCCGACAUAUCCGAGGUCUUGGUAUAAGAUGCUGACCGAGAAAACGACUUUCCACGAACGUGCCUGGGACGUUGGCACUGGGAAUGGCCAGGCUGCGGUCGGGCUUGCUGAAUACUACAACAGAGUGGUGGCAACUGAUAUUAACCAAGGCCAACUGAAUAAAGCAACAAAGCACCCAAAGGUUACGUACCUUCUGACACCGGAAUCAAUGUCCGAAAACGAGCUCGUGGCUGUGCUCGGUGGCGAAAACUCAGUGGAUCUCGUGACCGCGGCUCAAGCUUUGCACUACUUCGACCUCGACAAGUUCUACGCGGUCGUCAAACGCGUACUGCGAAAGCCGGGAGGCGUGAUCGCGGUCUGGGUCUUCAACAAUAUCGUCAUCUCUCCCCCGGUGGACCGCGUGUUCAAACGCCUCGCCGACUCUACGGUCCCUUUCAGGACUCCAAGAACGGACAUGUCGUUGGCCGGUUACAGAACUAUAUCGUUUCCUUUCGAAAGCGUCGGGAUUGGUUCCGAGGGGAAUCCUUUGCCAUUAGAUCUUCCAUGGAAGCUAUCCCUGGACGGGUUCUUGGCUUACCUGAGAUCAUGGCAGCUCGUCGUGAAGGCGAAGCAACAAGGAGUUGAUUUGUUGCCGGCGAGUUUGAUAGAUGAGUUCAAAGCUGCUUGGGGGUCAAACUCUGUCAAGACAGUUGUCUACAAGUUCUUCAUGAUCGCCGGGAAAUGCAAAGCAAGUGAUUUCGAUUGUCCUUUUCGGCCUCCUGGUGGAGAAAACUGGCCGCAGUUUCCUUUUCCGCCACCUUUUAAUAUGGAUAAUAUGUCGCGACCACCUUUUCUGCCGCCUUUUAACAUGGAUAAUAUGCCACGACCACCUUUCCAGUUUCAAGGAAGAGGUCCGACUCCUCCUUGGCCUCGCGGAUUUCCGUCGUUGCCAUUUAUGUUUGGACAAUGAUAUCACCCGGAAGAGAGUCGUCGGUGGUCAAUAAUAAGGUAGGUUUGUGAAAACUUUGUUGUUUGUAAUGACUCCAAAUUUCCAACUCGUGCAAUAAAGGGUUACUAAAGCCGAUGUUGAUGAUGACGAUUAUAUAGCUGAA